Messenger RNA from Entrophospora sp. SA101, 1209 nucleotides. The record is from the annotation of a GenBank genome assembly. NCBI's taxonomy places the organism in Eukaryota, Fungi, Glomeromycota, Glomeromycetes, Entrophosporales, Entrophosporaceae.
AUGUCAGCAAUGGAUAUCAAUAACAAAAACAAAAUCAAUACCAACAGUAAUGAAGCAUCACAAAGACCAGGAGUUGCUACAAAUUUUUUAUAUAAAAUAACAGAAUUAGCAGCCUACACUUCAACUUUAGCCUCUGAAACUUAUCAAACUUUAACUGAUCAUUCCAUUCGGAAAUUAAAUAACAACGACAACGAUAAUAAUAACGAUUUUGAACCUCCGCCACCAUACGAUAGUUCGUGGACUAUGCCACCACCAUCUGUGACUCCCAACUCUGGUAAAAAUUCAUUAACUGUACCAGCCAACAAUAAAAAUAAUAAUUGUCCUCGUCGUAAACCAAUACGUGUUCGUCGUAACCGUAGACCACUCCAAGAUGAUGUUUUCCAUAAAUUCAAUUAUAAAUUAGCAGAUAUGAUUGCAGAAGGUAAAGCUGCACUGACAAGCACAGUAGAUAUUACAAGAAGACUUACAAAUUCUUCUUCAACAUCAUCCGAUUUUGAAUAUUUUGGUUCAGCUCCAAUGUCUAAUUCUUUUGAUUAUGGAUAUGGUUUAGCUCAAAGUGGCUAUUCAUCACCAACAGGUUAUGAUUCACCACCAAUAGGAUUCUUUUCGGCUAACAACACUUCUUCUACUGCUAUAAACACCAACACUACCACUUCGUCGUCGUCAUCUCCUUUAUUAUCAUCACCAACUCUUGGAUAUUCAACGUUGGCAGUCCCAGUCCAAUUCUAUAAUUUUUUGAUAAGAGGAGAAUCAUUUUCAAAGAGUGAUAUUUCAAGAGGUGAAAUUGUUAAAAACACAGAAAAAACUAUUCAAAUUAUUCAAUUUGAGGUAAUUCGUCUCGUCAAAAGAAAUAUCAAAAGAAGUGUUUUUAACCGAGUAUUAAAAUCAAGUUUUAUUCUGGAUCAUUCUACUAGAAAACUCGCCAAUGACAUUUAUGAUAAGAAAGAAAAGUUCAAGGAGCGCAUUACAAAAGCCAAAGAAUAUUCAUGUAAUGACGAGAAAACCGGUUUAUUUGUGUCUCACAGGCGGACAUUAGGCGUCAUGUUUCUUACUGCGAUUGUUUCGGAUCUGGAAAGACUAAUAAGCUCGAUAACUGAUGAAAUAAUAAAUGAGGCUGCCAUAGUAUUUUCACGAGCUUAUCCUGAAAUUGUUGCUGGCAAAGUUAAAUCAUCUGGAUUAUCGUGCAUUUUGAUUAAUUUACAAUACUGA